GCAGACGUGUCGUGCGGACUUGGUGUCGUGAAUAUCAAUUGUCAAUUUGGUGCACUUGCAAGCGGCAAGUUAUUAUCCAGCUAAUUUCCGGGUUCCACAAAACUACUUAAAAAGAAGACAACCAUAUUGUCGAUUAAAUAGCAAACAUGGGCAAGGAGAAGAUUCAUAUUAACAUUGUCGUGAUUGGCCAUGUCGAUUCCGGCAAAUCAACGACCACCGGUCACUUGAUUUACAAAUGCGGCGGCAUCGACAAGCGUACCAUCGAGAAGUUCGAGAAGGAGGCCCAGGAGAUGGGCAAGGGUUCGUUCAAGUACGCCUGGGUGCUGGACAAACUGAAGGCCGAACGUGAGCGUGGCAUCACCAUCGAUAUUGCGCUGUGGAAAUUCGAGACGGCCAAGUACUAUGUGACCAUUAUUGAUGCCCCCGGCCAUCGUGAUUUCAUCAAGAACAUGAUUACCGGCACCUCGCAAGCCGAUUGUGCGGUGCUGAUUGUGGCCGCCGGUACCGGUGAAUUUGAGGCCGGCAUCUCGAAGAAUGGCCAGACCCGUGAGCAUGCGCUCUUGGCGUUUACGCUGGGCGUCAAGCAACUGAUUGUGGGCGUCAACAAGAUGGAUUCCACGGAGCCGCCAUACAGCGAGGCGCGUUAUGAGGAAAUCAAGAAAGAGGUCUCCUCGUACAUCAAGAAGAUCGGCUAUAAUCCAGCCUCGGUGGCAUUUGUGCCCAUUUCGGGUUGGCAUGGCGAUAACAUGCUCGAGGCAUCGGAGAAGAUGCCCUGGUUCAAGGGCUGGACCGUCGAACGCAAGGAGGGCAAAACUGAGGGCAAGUGCUUGAUUGACGCGCUGGACGCGAUUAUGCCUCCCCAGCGGCCCACCGACAAACCGUUGCGUCUGCCGCUGCAGGAUGUCUACAAAAUUGGUGGCAUCGGCACCGUACCCGUCGGUCGUGUGGAGACCGGCAUUCUCAAGCCAGGCAUGGUCGUGAACUUUGCGCCCGUUAACUUGGUCACUGAAGUCAAGUCCGUGGAGAUGCACCACGAGGCGUUGACCGAGGCUUUGCCCGGCGACAACGUUGGCUUCAACGUGAAGAACGUUUCGGUUAAGGAGCUGCGUCGUGGCUAUGUGGCUGGUGAUUCCAAGAACAAUCCACCACGAGGCGCUGCUGAUUUUACUGCUCAGGUCAUUGUUUUGAACCAUCCUGGGCAGAUUGCCAAUGGUUACACUCCGGUUCUCGAUUGCCACACCGCUCAUAUUGCGUGCAAGUUUGCCGAGAUCAAGGAGAAGUGCGAUCGCCGUACUGGCAAGACCACGGAGACCGAACCGAAGGCCAUCAAGUCGGGCGAUGCGGCCAUCAUAAUGCUGGUGCCAACCAAGCCGCUGUGCGUUGAAAGCUUCCAAGAAUUUCCGCCACUCGGACGAUUUGCGGUGCGUGACAUGCGUCAAACGGUUGCCGUCGGUGUCAUCAAGUCGGUGAACUUUAAAGAAACGACCUCGGGCAAAGUAACAAAAGCCGCUGAGAAGGCACAGAAGAAGAAAUAACUAGAGUGUCAGCAGAACUGUAACAACAACUCAAACAACAACAACAAUAACAACAACACUCAAACACUCGAAGAACAACAACAAGAAGAAACGGCAACAGCAACCGCAAGAGCAACACAACAACAACAUCAGCAACAGGCAGAAUAUUUUAAAUUUAUAUUAUCCAUUACUCAUCGAGAAGGAUCAAAACCGUAUAAGGGGCUAAACUCAGAGUCCGUGGCAAUGGCAAUGGCAAAAAACCAACAACCAAUAACAGCAAAUACUACAACAUAUACUAUUAUUAACUGCUGCAUUCAAAUAUUAUAUAAACUUGAGGAAAUAUUGCAAUUUAUUAUAAUCACACAUACAAUUAGCGAACAUAGUAUACAACAACAACAACAACAACAAUAUGUGUGUGCACCCAAAUGGGACACAAGCAUCCUUUUACCAGCUGGACGUGGUGAGAACGAGGUGCCCUUGGGUCACUCCGGUCACCUGGAAUCAUUCCCGUAUGCGUCGUCGUACUCGAAAUCGGUAGCCAUCAUACUCAUCAUUAUCAUCUACUGUAACUAUCUAAACUUGUAUCGUCAUCGCAAAUCCUUUCGCAGGAAACACUCUGGUAUUCACUCAGCACCAGAGCAAUAUCAAUUUGCCACUGGAAUUUGCUGCUAGCCCAGUAUCCAGAAUCCAGUAUCCAGCAUACUCUCAAUACCCAAAAUCUUUCCUAACCCGCCCUCAUUAUAAUAUCGCUAACAUUGUUUUGAACAACAAGCCAUCCACACAUAAUUUCAAUCAAUGGAUUUUAAACACUUUUUAUACUUUUGAUAAGUCAGUCGGAGGCAUUCGAUUUAAAAUCUAUUAUUACCUAAAAAAAAAAAAAAAAAGAUAA
Molecule: messenger RNA, 2403 nt
Organism: Drosophila sulfurigaster albostrigata
Lineage: Eukaryota; Metazoa; Arthropoda; Insecta; Diptera; Drosophilidae
Gene: eEF1alpha2
Product: elongation factor 1-alpha 2
Exons: 5
Coding region: 147-1535 (462 amino acids)
Biological process (GO): translation; translational elongation
Molecular function (GO): translation elongation factor activity; GTP binding; GTPase activity
Source: RefSeq, a predicted model, not a curated record